AUGCGUUUUGCAGUGAUUUGGGUUUUGGCCUUGGCCUUGAUGCCCUCUGUAAUUGAUUCAAUCGGGAACGCUGAUACUCCAGAAGGCUACAUUACUGUCGACGCCAACGGCACCUAUACAUUCUUUCCACCAGACCAAGUACCGGUAACUGAAGAAGAUGAGGUUGUGGAAGGUGUGGACGGCGACGGCGUUGCUAUCUUGGGCUCUCAUUUGGACAUGAGUCUCUUUCUAGCACGGAAACCAUCAAUUGAAGGCGACAAAAAGUGCGGAUUCCGCCUUUUCUCUACCAAUCGUCGCCGGGAACGCUGUGGAGGAGUGAGGCGGAAGCUGCGUGGUGCUCGUGGCGCUAAACGAGUGCAGCACCAAGCGUGA
Phaeodactylum tricornutum CCAP 1055/1 is the source of this 372-nucleotide messenger RNA. RefSeq lists its product with no specific name. The coding region runs from base 1 to 372 and encodes 123 amino acids. Lineage: Eukaryota; Bacillariophyta; Bacillariophyceae; Surirellales; Neidiaceae. The transcript has a single exon. The record is from RefSeq and is a predicted model, not a curated record.